Ficedula albicollis (Collared flycatcher) is the source of this 1448-nucleotide messenger RNA. Its product is annotated as keratin, type II cytoskeletal 8. The record is from RefSeq and is a predicted model, not a curated record. Lineage: Eukaryota; Metazoa; Chordata; Aves; Passeriformes; Muscicapidae. The transcript is spliced from 10 exons. The coding region runs from base 1 to 1320 and encodes 439 amino acids. Gene Ontology annotation, cellular component: keratin filament.
AUGUCGGUGUCCAUCCCCCGGCAGGGCCCGGCGGCGGGCGGGGGCAUCACGGCCGUCACCAUCAACCGGAGCCUCCUGGCGCCUCUGGACGUGGCCGUGGAUCCCGAGCUGCAGGAGCUGCGCCGGGAGGAGAAGGAGCAGAUCAAGACCCUCAACGAUAAGUUUGCCGCCUUCAUCGACAAGGUGCGGUUCCUGGAGCAGCAGAACAAACUCCUGGAGACCAAGUGGGGGCUCCUGCGGGCGCAGCCGCCCCCCCGCAGCAGCCUGGGGGGGCUCCUCGAGGGCUACGCGGGGACCCUGCGGCGGCAGCUCGAGGGGCUGGGGCAGGAGCGGCAGCGGCUGCGCACGGAGCUCGGCCACGUCCGCGGGCUCGUCGAGGAGUUCAAGGCCAAGUAUGAGGAGGAGAUCAACCACCGCACAGAGAAGGAGAACGAGUUUGUCCUGCUCAAAAAGGACGUGGAUGAAGCCUACAUGUCCAAGGUGGAGCUGGAGUCGCGCCUGGAGAGCCUCACGGACGAGAUCAACUUCCUGCGGCAGCUCUACGAGGAGGAGCUGCAGGAGCUGCGGGCGCAGGUGUCGGACACGGCCGUGGUGGUGUCCAUGGACAACAGCCGCCAGCUGGACAUGGCCGGGGUGCUGGCGGACGUGCGGGCGCAGUACGAGGACAUCGCCGGCCGCAGCCGUGCUGAGGCCGAAGGCCUCUACCAGAUCAAGUACGAAGAGCUGAAGACGGCGGCAGGGAAGCAGGGGGACGACCUGCGCCAGACCCGCAGCCAGAUCCAGGAGCUGAACCGGCGGAUCCAGCGCAUCCAGGCAGAGAUUGAGGCUCUGAAAAAUCAGCGCUCGGGGCUGGAGGCAGCAGUGGCAGAGGCCGAGGAGCGCGGGGAGCUGGCACUGAGGGACGCCCGGGCCAAGCUGGGGGGGCUGGAGGGGGCCCUGAACCAGGCCAAGCAGGACCUGGCCCGGCAGCUCCGCGAGUACCAGGAGCUCAUGAACGUCAAGCUGGCCCUGGACAUCGAGAUCGCGACCUACAGGAAGCUGCUGGAGGGCGAGGAGAGCAGGUGGGGAUCCCCCAUCCCAAAUCCCAGAUCCCAUGGGCAUCCCACAUCCCAUAACCUCUGGGCAUUCAUAUCUCACACCCGGUGUCCCAUGCUCCCUCCCAUAUCCCAUGGGCAUCCCAUGUACCAUGCCCUUCAUCCUGGAUACCAUGAACCUCCCAUAUUCCAUGUCCCAUAUCCUAUGAUAUAUUCCCAUAUUCCGUGGGCAUCCCACAUUCCACACCCCAUAACCCAUGGGCAUCCCAUAUCCUCCAUCCCAUAACCCGUGGGUGUCCCAUAUCCCACGGACAUUCCAUGUCCCAUGUCUCAUAUUCCAUGAGCAUCCCAAAUCCCCCUCACCUGACCAUGUCCCUUAUUCCUCUCCGCCCAAAAACACUUGGUUUGGGGGAC